Eremothecium sinecaudum is the source of this 1290-nucleotide messenger RNA. It is a transcript of the gene WRS1, whose product is annotated as tryptophan--tRNA ligase WRS1. The transcript has a single exon. Gene Ontology annotation, molecular function: tryptophan-tRNA ligase activity; ATP binding. NCBI's taxonomy places the organism in Eukaryota, Fungi, Ascomycota, Saccharomycetes, Saccharomycetales, Saccharomycetaceae. Gene Ontology annotation, biological process: tryptophanyl-tRNA aminoacylation. Bases 1 to 1290 code for a protein of 429 amino acids. The record is from RefSeq and is a predicted model, not a curated record. Gene Ontology annotation, cellular component: cytoplasm.
AUGGGCUCUGGAGAGGAGAUAAUGGGUGCUUCGGUUACUCAGAAGAUGGAAGAACUUGGUGUGCAAGACCAGAAGGUCACUCCUUGGGAAGUUGCAGGCGCUGUGGAUGAAAAUGGUGUUGCUAAAGUUAUUGAUUACGACAAAUUGGUUAAACAAUUCGGUACUAAGAGUAUUUCGGAAGAAACUCUGCGUCGGUUUAAAGAUGUGACUGGGCAUGAGCCUCACCAUUUCCUGCGGAAAGGUGUGUUCUUUAGUGAGCGUGAUUUUAACAAGAUUUUGGAUCUAUAUGAACAAGGCAAGCCGUUCUUCCUGUACACUGGGCGUGGUCCUUCGAGCGAUUCAAUGCAUUUAGGUCAUAUGAUCCCCUUUAUAUUUUCUAAGUGGUUGCAGGAAGUUUUUGAUGUUCCAUUGGUUAUUGAAUUGACUGAUGAUGAGAAGUUCUUGUUUAAACAUAAAUUAACUAUUAAGGAUGUCAAGAAUUUCGCUCGCGAAAACUGCAAGGAUAUCAUAGCUGUUGGUUUUAAGCCUGAAAACACUUUUAUCUUUUCAGAUCUGCAGUAUAUGGGAGGUGGCUUCUAUGAGACUGUUGUGAGAGUUUCUAGGCAAAUAACUGGUUCUACUGCGAAAGCUGUUUUCGGGUUCACUGACUCGGACUGUAUUGGUAAAUUCCAUUUCGCUUCUAUUCAGAUUGCCUCGGCGUUCCCCUCCUCUUUCCCCGAUGUUCUUGGCUUGCCAGAAAAGACUCCUUGUCUGAUACCAUGUGCCAUUGAUCAGGACCCAUACUUUAGAGUCUGUAGAGAUGUUGCUGAUAAGCUGAACUUCUCGAAGCCUUCGUUGAUUCACUCCAAGUUCUUCCCAGCUUUGCAGGGCUCUACCACGAAGAUGAGUGCUUCAGAUGACACCACGGCAAUCUUCAUGACAGAUACGCCAAAGCAAAUCCAAAAGAAGAUUAACAAGUACGCUUUUAGUGGUGGACAAGUUUCAAUCGAAGACCAUAGAAGACUUGGUGGAAAUCCAGAUGUAGAUGUUGCCUACCAAUACCUAUCCUUCUUCAAGGAUGACGAUGAACUACUGAAGAAAUACUACGAUGACUACAAGAGCGGCAAUCUAUUAUCUGGUGAAAUGAAAAAACUCUGUAUAGAAACAUUGCAAGAUUUCGUCAAGGGUUUCCAAGCUCGUAGAGCCGAAGUAGAUGACGCUACUUUGGAUGCAUUCAUGAAGCCACACAAACUUGUUUGGGGCCAAAAGGAGAGGUUGGUGGCACCAAAGCCGAAGGAAUCCAAAAAAUAA